GUUAUGGGAUUAACAAAGGAUUACUUGCGUUAUGUGCACAGUGGUAGCUGCGGAUGCGUUGGCUCCGCAAAUGGUGAGAUCUGUGCCGUUGAUGAGAAGGUUUGCGCAGUUACUGCUUGUGAGAAUGUCAAUUUCUACAAUUUGAGGACAAAUGAGAAGGUUAAUGAAAUAUCUGAAUCUGUGAAGGAUGCAACCUGUAUAAAACUGAGCCAUGACAAAAGGUGGCUUGCAGUCGGUUACGCUGACGGUGUUAUUCGAUUAUUCGAUAGGAACUCUAACGAAAUGAACAGUGUCAUUUUCUCCGGUCACAAAAAAGGUGUUAACUGUUUGAUGUUCAGUGAUGACGGGCUUACUUUAGCCUCAGGAGGAAAGGAUUGUGCAGUCAUAUUGUGGGACGUUGUAUCGGAAAGCGGUCUCUUUCGACUCAAUGGGCACAAAGGCCCUGUGACUCAUUUGGCUUUUGUGCGUAAUGGUCAAUUUCUGAUAACAUCGUAA
Molecule: messenger RNA, 495 nt
Organism: Strongylus vulgaris
Lineage: Eukaryota; Metazoa; Nematoda; Chromadorea; Rhabditida; Strongylidae
Source: the annotation of a GenBank genome assembly